UAAAGACUUGUGGAGCAAUCCAUUUCACUGAAAGGGGAAUUCUUUCACGACAAUUGUGACAUUUCUACACAAACAUAAGAAACGGCAUUGGGGGAAAGUCAAUAUGCUUUUUUUUCGUUUUACUGUAACUUAAUAUACCCUACAGAAUCAAAAAAAUAAGUAUCAAAUAGUUUUGAGCGUUUACAAAAAAAAGUCAUUGACCCCUUUGGGGCGACUCUAUUAAUAGCAUCAGCUGUUGCAAUACAAAGACGAGCUACUCGACGUAUUGUUCCGCAGAUGUGGGAAGCCCGACUGCGGCGCGAGGGCGGCGGCGGAGGGAGCAGCGGCAGCAGCGGCGGCGGCGGCGGCGGCGGUGGUGGUGGUGGCGGCGGAGUGAAGUCAAGACGGGCUUAAAAAAAAAAAAAAAAAAAAAAAAAAAGAUGUCGUCUUGAAGGCUGUUUUUCGCCUUCACGUCUGUGGAGCACCUAUCGUAUAGACCGGUGCAUCGUAACUGCCAAACACGAGCCGCCCUUACACCUCUAUCGCCGUCGCUGCCGCUGAGGGGUAGCCAUGGCGACCAGCGCGGUGCCAAGCGACAACCUGCCAACGUACAAGCUGGUCGUGGUGGGAGACGGCGGCGUCGGCAAGAGUGCGCUCACCAUCCAGUUUUUCCAGAAGAUCUUUGUGCCGGACUAUGAUCCCACCAUAGAGGACUCCUACCUUAAACACACAGAGAUCGACGGACAGUGGGCCAUACUGGACGUGCUGGACACAGCCGGUCAGGAGGAGUUCAGUGCCAUGCGGGAGCAGUACAUGAGGACGGGAGACGGCUUCCUCAUCGUCUUCUCGGUGACGGACAAGGCCAGCUUUGAACACGUUGACCGCUUCCAUCAGCUGAUACUACGGGUCAAAGACAGGGAGGCUUUUCCUAUGGUGCUGGUGGCAAACAAGGUGGACUUGGUCCAUUUGAGAAAGAUCACCACUGACCAGGGCCAAGAGAUGGCUGCAAAACAUAAUAUAACUUACAUUGAAACCAGUGCCAAGGACCCUCCAAUGAAUGUGGACAAGGCCUUCCACGAGCUGGUCCGUGUUAUAAGACAACAAGUCCCCGAGCGAAACCAGAAGAAGAAGAAGAAGCUGAAAUGGAGAGCGGAACGAUCCACAGGUUCUCACAGAUUCCGCUGCGUCAUAUUGUGACCUCUUUCCUCCUCAAAUCAUUCCCACAUAACACACGAAUACCUUCGGUUGGCAGGGAACUCCCCAGUAAGUCCAUGACUACUGGAGCACAAAAAAAAAGGGAGACAACUGGGGGGGAGGGGGUCUUUCGCCUCCAUUUUUCCAUGGAGGAUUUUGAUGUCGUACCCCCGUUAAUACUGAACCAAAAGUACUGACAUGUUUAUUUGGUGUUUUCCAAUGUGGCACAAGGAAGCAGACUCUGGGGGGGGGGGGGGGGGG
Molecule: messenger RNA, 1434 nt
Organism: Phycodurus eques (leafy seadragon)
Lineage: Eukaryota; Metazoa; Chordata; Actinopteri; Syngnathiformes; Syngnathidae
Product: ras-related protein M-Ras
Exons: 6
Coding region: 550-1176 (208 amino acids)
Biological process (GO): signal transduction
Cellular component (GO): plasma membrane
Molecular function (GO): GTP binding; GDP binding; GTPase activity
Source: RefSeq, a predicted model, not a curated record